UGUGCAAUGUCCAGCUCUGCGAGGUUAUAAAAGACCAGGUCUCUCAACUACCUGGCUAUUCCCUCUCUCGUCACCAAUCGAUUUCCACACAACCUCUCUCUCCUACCAGCCCAUCCCCCAAGCUAUGAAGUCUGUCAACGCUGUCCUGUCGGCCUCGGUCGCCGUCUGCCUUUGCCUCGCAGCCUCGUGCCAGGCAUACGACUUCCGCCAGCUCGUCAACAUCCCAAAGGGCACCGCCGCCUCUGACUUCUGCACCAAGUGGGGCGACGAGUGCAACACCUACAAGCGCAGCGAUUCGGGAUCCCACUACCGUAGCACCUUCUGCGAGCUUGGCGACUACCAGGGCAAGAACAAGGACACCAAGGCUCUCGUCUACUGUCUCGCUGGCCACACGAUCACGAAUGCCAUCGAGAAGCAAACGGGCGCGACAAAUGCCAACUAAAUACUGCGUUGACCUUUCGGAUCGCCGCUCCCCUCUCUAGUAGUAGUUCAUGUCAUGUCAAUGGCAUCACAUUCAUCUCUACAAGAGUACUGGACUUUUCGAUAAUUCAUUCAAUUCAUGAUGAUACA
Molecule: messenger RNA, 570 nt
Organism: Acaromyces ingoldii
Lineage: Eukaryota; Fungi; Basidiomycota; Exobasidiomycetes; Exobasidiales; Cryptobasidiaceae
Exons: 2
Coding region: 125-442 (105 amino acids)
Source: RefSeq, a predicted model, not a curated record